GAGUCUUAGUCUCAGGUCCCUGGAGGCGAAUGUAGAUUUCUUGAGCUUCUGGUCUUUGUCUCUGGGUCCCUGAGCCUAUUCGGCAAAUGCCUCCGGAUGUCUUUCUGGGCGUCUGCAGCCAUCUGGUUCUCGAUGUCCCUCAGAGGGGAUCCUGUGUCUUUGUUUCUGUGUCUAUGGGUUUUCCAAACGCUAGGGUUGUUCACGGUGUCUGUGGGCCUUGCUGCUGGCAGCCUUGUCUGGGGCUGGGGGAUCCCAUGGCAGAGUCGAAGAGUUCCAGGCCCACUAGGGUCUUGUUCUAACUUAUGCAGUCAAGCUGCCACCAUUCCCUGCCCUGGAGGGUACGUGCCACCCUGUCUUCUGGACUGAGGUCUGUGUGUGUUACCCUUCAAAAGAGCCCAGUCUGGGAAAUCACUCUUGCCAGAUGGGUCCUGAAGCUACAGGAUCCAAAUCGUAUCUCCCUGAAGGGGGCGAAGUGGGAGAGCGUGCCCAUAUGCUCGCUCAGUUCUGGAGCUCUGAAGGGGAGGUGCUUUGAACCCAGCUUACAGAUGAGGAAACUGAGGCACGGAGAGAUGACUGAUGAUCCCACCUGUCCUGGAAGCCUGGAUUGUGCCCUGAAGAGGCGGGCCAGAUGCCCCCCAGGUGCCCAUGCCUGUGGACCAUGCCUUCAGUCUUUCCAGGAGGACCAGCGAGGGUUGUGUGUACCCAGGAUGCACCAGUCUCCAGGGGAGGACCUGGCCCGGCCUAGACUGGAAGAAGAGAUCGAUUCUCUGGCCCAGGAACUGGCACUGAAGGAGAAGGAGGCUGAGCACUCACGGUUUACGGCACAGCCCUGGCCUGAGGCUGCGCAGAACCUCCUGGAGCCCCCUACCCAGGGAUUCUCAAAGUGGGGUCAAGGACUGGAACCCGGCCUCCCCUCCAGUCACGGAACCUCCCUGCCCACGCCCCACGCCUCCUUGGGCUCCCCUGUAUCUUCUGGACCUGUGCACAAGUCCCCGCUGGAAUCCCGGGGCAGGCAUGGAAGUAGCCUCAUCCUUGUGCUGGCCCUGUCUUUCUGCUUGGUGAGCAUAGGCGCCCUGGCACUGGCAGCCCUGUUCUGGUAUAGGCUACAGCGAGAGAUCCGCCUGACUCAGAAGGCCGACUAUGCCGCCACAACCAAGGUGCCUGCUUCACCUGCGACACCUCGAAUCUCGCCUGGGGAUCAGCGGCUGGCGCACAGCGCUGAGAUGUAUCACUAUCAGCACCAGAGACAGCAGAUGCUGUGCCUGGAGCGGCAUAAGGAACCUCCAAAGGAAUUGGAGACAGCUUCCUCUGAUGAGGAGAACGAAGAUGGUGAUUUCACAGUGUAUGAGUGCCCAGGCCUGGCACCGACAGGGGAGAUGGAGGUGCGCAACCCACUGUUUGACCAUUCCUCGCUGUCUGCACCGGUGCCCGGUCCCCAUUCCUCACCUCCGCUGCAGUGACUCCUAGGCCGAUGCCCACUUGCCUGCAGCCCACAGCCCACCGAUGGGAGAAGCAAGUCCUGGUGUUCCCCGUGGAAAAGAACAGCAUUGUGACCUUCUGCAUGCUUUUGGCAGGAGGGAGGCACCAGCCCCUGGGCUCCUUUGCCAGGGAGAUACUCUGUAUUAUGUGGGAGACCUAGCAUCUGCUUGCACAUUCUUCUCUGGUCUGAACCCUCAAACUUGAGGGACUAGUCCAGGAGCCCUAGAGCCCAGGCAUGUAUAGAAAGUUCUGGAGAUAAAAGCCAAUUAAAGUCUUUUUCAAACCUG
This is a messenger RNA of Alexandromys fortis (reed vole), 1766 nucleotides long. It is a transcript of the gene Npdc1, whose product is annotated as neural proliferation, differentiation and control 1. The transcript is spliced from 9 exons. The coding region runs from base 303 to 1460 and encodes 385 amino acids. The record is from RefSeq and is a predicted model, not a curated record. NCBI's taxonomy places the organism in Eukaryota, Metazoa, Chordata, Mammalia, Rodentia, Cricetidae. Gene Ontology annotation, cellular component: membrane.